ACACUCAGUUUAGAAUUUUCAAAUACUCCAUUGUCUGCCAUUGUCACACCUUUCCUCAAACAAAACAAGUUGGCAGUCUCCUUAGAUUACUCAACAUGUCUGCUGCCACUAACGUUCUAAAGCUAUCUAUGAAAGUUAUAGAGAUGAGUUCUCUAGAAGCAUCAAGAUUGCCUAACUGGGAACAUGUGCUGCCUAAGAAGCUCCCAACUCUUUCCUCUUCCCCUUCUAAAGGCACCAAUUCUUUAACAACAUCAUCUUCAACUGCGGUUAAAACAGAUACAAGCCCUCCUUCAUCAGAUGGAAAGGUCUAGCUGGAAUUAAGUAUAGGAGCAUUUUUUCAACUUGUCUCUAACUAUAGUAUACAAGUCUUGGGGCUGUGCCAAUUGGAAGAAGGCACACAGUUUUGCAAACUAGUCUUCAAUGUGAUCCAAAAUACUUGAUCAGUCUGAUCUGCUCAUGGGUACAGGAUUAUAUGCAAUUGUAGAGUUGAGCAUAUUGAUGCUCGGAUGCAAUCCAUUGUAAAGAAGAGUAGCACUUAUUUGCUGACAAUGAUGUAUUUGUAGGAUUAUAAGUCAAGAUUUAAGAACUAAUCACCUUCUUCUGAAUAUUGCUCUAGAAGCUUAGCUUGUAUUGAUUAAUGCAGCUUGCUAAAUAACCUACUAGGUUAUUUUCCAAGCAAAUUCUUGCAAUCAGAUACUUCUUGUAAUUGUUACUUCCUCAGAAUAAUUGAAUCAAGUCACUGCAGUUGU
Molecule: messenger RNA, 749 nt
Organism: Rubroshorea leprosula
Lineage: Eukaryota; Viridiplantae; Streptophyta; Magnoliopsida; Malvales; Dipterocarpaceae
Source: the annotation of a GenBank genome assembly